Closterium sp. Yama58-4 is the source of this 342-nucleotide messenger RNA. The record is from the annotation of a GenBank genome assembly. NCBI's taxonomy places the organism in Eukaryota, Viridiplantae, Streptophyta, Zygnematophyceae, Desmidiales, Closteriaceae.
AUGUUCGCAGCAGCCCAGGCAGCUGGGAUUUCCCAGUUCCCGCACCAACUACCCCCUCUCACCGCCGCGCUCCACGUGGACUCCUCCCGCCCGGUGGCCUUCGUGGCAGUGGAGAUCAUCGAGGCGAGGCACUUAAAGCCCGCCAACCUGGACGGCACGUCGGACGCGUACGUCAAGUGCGCGCUGGGCGCGGCGCGCUUCACCACGCGCAUCGUGUGGGGGUCGCUGCACCCGCAGUGGUUUGCGGAAUUUACAGCUCCGGUGUAUUCAUGGCGUUUGAGCAACCUGCUCGUGCUGCGUGUGCUGGAUAAAUCCUUCCUCUGCUCCAAAGACCUCGGGUGA